AAACACGUCAACCAAUGAAAUUGUGUCGCGAGCGCCUUGGCAACCAAUCAAAACCCUGACUUCAGCUGCCCGUGUAUACGGUGUCACUGACUGGGCAGCUCAUUUCUUCACAGGGUGUCGGUGGGCUUGAAGAUGCAGUUCAUGCUCCUGUUCAGUCGACAAGGCAAGCUCAGGCUUCAGAAGUGGUACGUGCCCCUGUCUGACAAGGAGAAGAAGAAGAUCACCAGAGAGCUGGUGCAGACGGUCCUGGCUCGGAAGCCCAAAAUGUGCAGCUUCCUGGAGUGGCGAGACCUGAAGAUUGUCUACAAGAGAUAUGCCAGUUUGUAUUUCUGCUGUGCCAUCGAGGACCAAGACAAUGAGCUCAUCACUCUGGAGAUCAUCCACAGAUACGUGGAGCUGCUGGACAAAUACUUCGGCAGCGUUUGUGAGUUAGAUAUUAUUUUCAACUUUGAGAAAGCCUACUUCAUCCUGGAUGAGUUCCUGCUGGGUGGAGAGGCUCAAGAAACCUCCAAAAAGAAUGUGCUGAAAGCCAUCGAGCAGGCCGACCUUUUACAGGAGUCAGACGGAGCUCCAGGGGAAGACGAAAUCAGGCCGUCACUGAAAAUCUAUUUACAUCCACCAGAGGAAAAAGUGGUUAUUUGUAGAGUAAAAAGAACUGCUGCAGAAACCAGAGCAGUAUUAGGAAGGUUUUCUUUAUCAUAAAAAGGAUGAGACCCAAUAAUAAGUCAGAAGAAGUCACCUUUUUCACCUGGGACAAAUCGGUUUAUCAUAGUGCACAAUGUUCAGGAACAGUUUGAGCGCAGAUGUUUAAUUUCUUCUGAAAGGUUCAUGUUAUGCAUCUGAGAGUCUCAGUUCGUCUGAGUGAGCAAUGAAGCAAACAGAGGCUGUGAUCCGUCGCCAUCAGCUGCUGUCCUGCAUCUGUGACAAACUGAAAGACUUCUUUUAUCUGCAGUUCUGAAAGGCCUUUGGUUUAGUGUAAAUGUUUGUCUUCUGACACGAAGGAAGUGAAAACCACCAAACAGAAUCCCGGUUUGAGAGCAGAAGUGAUCUCUGAUUGGCUCACGUCUGUAUUUGUCAGCCAGAAUGAAGACUGGGGAAGUUUUUUAAACUACAAGGUCUUGUGAAUUUAAGCCUCCAGCCAGGUGACUGCUAAGUAACGACUAACUAACUGGUAACUAACAGCAGGCCCAGUUCAGCCUGGACAGCAUGGGUUUGCAGCUCUGAACUCCAACCUGCAUGAACGUCGGUCAUUAUGACUUCCUGAAACAUCUGAGUGGAGCAGACGCCCUGAGAGGCUGAGAGCAGCAUGAAAUCAGCCGUGGAUGAAGGCAGCAGAAUCCAGCACUUCACCAUUCCUCAGCAGAUGUUUGUUGCCUUACCUCUGAGGAGGUUUGGGAAAUUCCUAAAAAUACAAACAGAUUUUUCUGACCAGUGAUGAUCUUUUACUAAAUUUUAUAAGGUCUGACCUUAAAUUGUAGUUUAAAGUGAAAUAACUAUGCUGUACAUGCACAGAUCAACCUGUGAUAAUUACUAACUCUCAGUUUUAUAUCUAUAUUGAUAAUGAUAAUUAUUAUUUGUCUAGUGUUUGACUCUUUGUGAUCUCAAACAACAUAUCUGUGGAAACAGCUGUUGCAGAGGAGUAGAUGAUGUGUGAUUCUGGUUAGGCUGCCGGUGCUGGUUCCUUAUGUUCUCGGGACUUUCAGUGGUUUAACAGAUCGGACAAUAGUACCAACCCAACAGAAACCGAGAGGCACCAGAAACAGGAACUGUUCAAGACUAAUUCUUUGUGAUGGCUGUUUUUAUAAAUUAUGUUUUUAAUGCUCUGCUUGGCAAAGAAUACACCAAUUAGUUUUCUUGACGGCGCAUUACUGUAGUUAAAUUACUCGUCUGAGCCUGAGUAUUCUGAAGACAAAGUACUUUUGGAGGUUACGUCUGUACUGCCUGAACCUAUUGAUAACUGCUGCUUUUUGCUGAGCGUGUGCUACAGUAAAGAAGAGGUCCAGUAAAGACACUCAGGUGCAAGAAUGACAGAGAGCUGCAAUAACAACACAGAGGGGCAGUAAAGGCACAGAGGUGCGUUAAAGACACAGAGGUGCAGUAAAGACACAGGUGCAAUAACGACACACAGGUGGGAUAACGACACACAGGUGCAAUAAUUACACAGAGGUUUGAUAAUGACACAGGUACAGUAAAAAUACAGUACAGUAAAGGUGUGGUAAAGACACAGAGGUGCCUUAACGACUCAGAGGUGGAUUAAUGACUCCGAGGUACGUUAAGGACAUAGAGGUGCAAUGACGACGCAUUGGUGCGUUAACAACACAGAGGUGCCUUAUCGACAGAGUGUUGUUAAUGACACAGAUGUGCGUUAACAACACAGAGGUGCCUUAGCGACACUGAGGUGGGUGAAAGACACUGUGGUGCGUUAAGGACACAAAAGUGCGUUAAGGACACAGAGGUGUAUUAAAGACAUACAUAUGCAAUAACAACACAUUGGUGCGUUAACAACACAGAGGUGCCUUAGCGACACAGAGGUGCGUCAACGAUACUGAGGUGGGUUAACGACAUAGAGGUGCAAUAACGACACAGAAGUACGUUAGCGUCACAGAGGUGCCUUAGUGACACAGAGUUGUGUUAACGACGCAAAGGUGCAGUAGUUAAACAGAGUUGCAAUUACAAUAAAGAUGCAUUCCAGAGAGGAUUGUGUUUUUUUCAUAAAUUCUUUUAAUGAAACAUUCCUGCAGAGCAGGCUGCCGCUCUGGCUGAGGUGGCAGCAUGCAGGAAGAACAAAGACACCUUAGAAGGUUUGCGGUUCUGCUCCACAUCAGGGAUGAGUUCAGGCGCUGCUCACCUGCUCAAGUGUUGAACGUUGUGGGUUCGGUCUUCCGUGUGCUGCAUCAUUUUGUGUUUGAUGAAAAUG
Messenger RNA from Oryzias melastigma (Indian medaka), 2917 nucleotides. Its product is annotated as adaptor related protein complex 1 subunit sigma 2. The record is from RefSeq and is a predicted model, not a curated record. NCBI's taxonomy places the organism in Eukaryota, Metazoa, Chordata, Actinopteri, Beloniformes, Adrianichthyidae. Gene Ontology annotation, cellular component: intracellular membrane-bounded organelle; membrane coat; AP-1 adaptor complex. Gene Ontology annotation, biological process: intracellular protein transport; vesicle-mediated transport. The transcript has 5 exons. Gene Ontology annotation, molecular function: clathrin-cargo adaptor activity. Bases 133 to 702 code for a protein of 189 amino acids.